AUCAAGAAGGAUUUCAGCAAAGAAAGCCAUGGAACAUCCUUAUUUUGACGAUUUAGACAACCUUAUUUUGACGAUUUAGACAAAUCGUAUCUUUAAACAGCAAUCCGGCUGGGUUGUUUUAUGAUUGUAGUGAGCAAGUUAUCUUGACUUUAGGAUAACAGAGUUUAAGAACCCUCAUUGCUUUGACAUUUGUUUUGAAGGAUGAUUUGGUGAAGCUUUUCUUGGCUGCUACUCCCUCUUCAUCUUCUGCAUCAUCAUAGUCUCUGGUCACCAAUGGCUUCUUCCCCAUGCAAUCGAAUCUCUUCUUCAUGCCACUGAAGAUCAGAGAUGGAGAAGAUGGAAUGCUCCUAAAUCCCCUUGCACUUUCUAACCUGGCAGCAUCCACGCUUUUUCUGGGCUGCAGUCUUUAUGGAGCAGGAUUCCGGGAGGGAGUGUACUUAGCUUUCACCACCAUAGCUGUUUCUUCAUUCUUCCUGUUUUUCUUCCUUUUCUUCAUUUGCAUUGCUUUUUUCUUUCUCUUUGUUUUAGACUACCUGAUUCUUUCACAGCUCAUAUGCAUCAUCCGACUCUGGAGGGUAAUUAAGAUCGAGCUUUUCGACAUCAGUUGUUCCAUCUGUGCUUUCCAACAGCAUAUGAAGCCAUUUUUCAACAUUUCCUUUCCCACGUUGCUUUCUUCUGCUCUCUUCAUCCUCUAUUUCCGGUUCAUGAAACAAUUCCUUUCCCAAGUUGCUUUCAACAUUUCCUCCUCUCUCGUGUUUGUAUAUCAGCAGCGCAAUGCCAUCGUCGUUCUCCAUUGUACAGUAGCAGUGCAAAAUCGUACGUAUUAAUUAUUGUAUUAUUAUUUAGAAUUAUAUUUAUAAUAUAAUUAUUUUUAGGGUUUAGGAUUUUAGUUUCUGUGGUUUGAGGAGCAUAAAGGUAACCAUGAGCAUGUUAAACCAAUUUUAGUGAUACAGACAUGUAGUUACAAUAGUUUGUGUAGUGAUAUUAUUCUGUAUUGUGUUACUUGUUGCCCCCAUUUCUUUUUGA
Molecule: messenger RNA, 1026 nt
Organism: Ipomoea triloba (trilobed morning glory)
Lineage: Eukaryota; Viridiplantae; Streptophyta; Magnoliopsida; Solanales; Convolvulaceae
Exons: 2
Coding region: 288-827 (179 amino acids)
Source: RefSeq, a predicted model, not a curated record